This is a messenger RNA of Uncinocarpus reesii 1704, 1353 nucleotides long. RefSeq names its product WD-repeat protein 5. The transcript is spliced from 4 exons. Bases 1 to 1353 code for a protein of 450 amino acids. NCBI's taxonomy places the organism in Eukaryota, Fungi, Ascomycota, Eurotiomycetes, Onygenales, Onygenaceae. Gene Ontology annotation, cellular component: Set1C/COMPASS complex. Gene Ontology annotation, molecular function: histone binding. The record is from RefSeq and is a predicted model, not a curated record.
AUGGCGGACGGCAAUGCUUACCCCGCAAAGAGACGGCGUCUCGACACUCGUGGCUCCCGUUCCCAGGAGUCAUCCUCAGACGAGCUGGGGGCCAACUCGGACGUCGAGCGGCGAAGAGCAAGCUGGCUGAAGCAGGUGCGCACAACUUAUCACUCUCCAAGGCCGUUCAAGUCCACUCCCAGCAAGACCAUGCACAGCGAUUCCGACAGCCCCGAUGAACUGGCCGCCGACCACCACAGCCCAUAUUGGCGGAGGCAGAGCGCGAUGCGUCGCAGCAUACUCUCCACACCGCGGGACAGCAGUAGAUCGGAAACGCACCGGCGGGAUGACUUGGAUGACGACGAUGAUGAUGACGAUGACGAUGGGGGAGAAAGCAGCGAUAUCGCGUCCGAUGAUGAGAAUAUAGAAGGCGAAGACGUCGAGAGGCCAGUGCGCGUGCGGACACCGACCCCUCCGCCGCCGCCUCCGCCGCCUAAACCAGAGAGGCUGAAUUACAAGGAGAGACUGGUCUUGAGGGGGCAUCAGAGGGGAGUUUCAAUGGUUCAGUUCUCGCCGGAUGGAUCAAUGAUUGCCAGUUGCUCUGCGGAUGCUACCAUACGAACUUGGAAUUCUUCCACCGGAAAGCUCAUACACACGUUUGAAGGCCAUCUUGCUGGCAUAUCCACCUUGUGUUGGAGUCCCGAUGGCACCUUCAUCGCCUCACGCUCAGAUGACAAGUCCAUAAGACUCUGGGAACGUUUUAACAGGAAAACAACAUCCAACACCUUUCUUGGUCACCACAAUUACGUGUACUCCAUCGCCUUCUCCCCCAAAGGCAACAUGCUCGUUAGCGGUUCCUAUGACGAAGCCGUUUUUCUCUGGGACGUCCGCUCAGCCCGUAUUAUGCGAUCCCUUCCAGCCCAUUCCGACCCCGUUGCCGGCAUCGACGUGAUACGCGACGGUACGCUGAUAGUUUCCUGUGCGAGCGACGGCCUAAUCCGCAUCUGGGACUCCGCGACCGGACAAUGUUUACGGACACUGGUCCAUGAAGAUAACCCACCUGUGACGGGGGUAAAAUUCUCGCCGAAUGGGAAGUAUGUGCUCGCAUGGUCUUUGGAUGGGUGUGUACGACUGUGGGACUACGUGGAAGGCCGCUGUAUAAAAACCUACCAAGGUCACAAGAACGAAAAGUACAGCAUAUCCGGCGGAUUCGGGACGUACAACGCGCCGGGUGGACCGCCAAUUGCGUUUGCGUUUAGUGGAAGUGAAGACGGCGCCGUGCUGUGGGAUGGACAGGACGGUCCGGCUGUGGCAAGAGGAGGAGCUUGCGGAGAAUGUCCCCGAAGCCGAGUUGCCCAAGGCGACUUCCGAUGA